This is a messenger RNA of Lucilia sericata (common green bottle fly), 5425 nucleotides long. Its product is annotated as transforming acidic coiled-coil-containing protein 1-like. NCBI's taxonomy places the organism in Eukaryota, Metazoa, Arthropoda, Insecta, Diptera, Calliphoridae. The record is from RefSeq and is a predicted model, not a curated record. Gene Ontology annotation, cellular component: cytoplasm. The transcript is spliced from 12 exons. Bases 361 to 5136 code for a protein of 1591 amino acids. Gene Ontology annotation, biological process: cell population proliferation; cerebral cortex development; mitotic spindle organization.
UUUAGUUUUUUUUUUUUUCUUAUAAAGAUCAUUGGCGAUCAGUGGCAUUAAUUUAAAAUUAAUCAAAAAAGAAAAGAAAGAAAAUAAAAUAAAGGCAGAAGAAAUAAAACGUGUGAACCGUAAAAUAAUUACGUGAUUUUUCUGUCUCAGUGAUUAAACUAAACGAAAAAAAAAUAAAACAAAUAAAAUAUUUAAAAAAACGAAAUUUGAAAUUUGAUUUUAAACAAAUCGAAAUCAAUAAACCGUAAAAAAAGAAGAAUUAAUUAACAGCAGUAACACCUUUUAAAAUCUUCAACAAGUUUCCUCAUUUUUUUUUAAAUAAAACCCCCCAAAAAAAACAAAAAAUAAUAAUUUUGCAAAAUGGAUUUCAUAUCGAAUUUAAUAAAAAGACCCAUUAGUUUAGUUAUAAACGAAACGUCAAACACAAUGGAUAAAUAUUCAAACUCCGACUCCUUGCCUAAUGCAAACGCCAGUGAGCUAAACAAUCAAAAGGAUUCUAACACAACAACAACAACUUCAGCUAAUGGUGAACAACAAUCAAAUCUUGAAAACAACAAUAAAUAUUCUCCCAACAUGUCCUCCUCUCUAAAUGGUAGUGAUCAUAUGACUGAUUUUAUUGGUGUACCCGAUGAAUAUCUUGAUGAAUUUAAAGAUAUUUUACCACCACCACCUUUAAAUCUACAACAUACCGAUUGUUUAACACAAUCACUUUUGGAUUUGGAUAAUACACGGCCCCUAUCCAUAACACCACCACCACCACCACAUCCCUCACAAUUAGAACCGGAAGAAAUGCUAACAUCUUCUAUGAAAGCCUCACAAACGAUUGAUGAACUAUUAUCGCAUAUCAAUGAUAAUCUUCAACAAGCUGGUCUUAAUGAUGAGGUAUUGGCCAUUGCUUCGCCAUCUAAUAAAUCAGAGUUGAGUCCCUUAUCUUCUAAAGCGGCUUUAAACAACUCAAAACUGUUAAAUUCUUCUUCAUCUGCCUCGAAUAUACAAAUUAAUUCCAAUAAAACUCCCACAAUGGCUGCUGGUACAGCCAGUACUAAUACGGUUUUUGAAAAUAAUUCUUCAAUACAUAAAUUUCAUAUUGAUCCAGAAUUGGAAACUGGUAUAUUCGAUGACCAUCAACAACACCAACAGGCGGCCAGAGAUCAAUUGAAUAAUUCUGGUGUUAAUAAAUCAUCCAAUAAGUUUGUGGGUUUAACUGAAUUUGAUGAAGCUAAAAUACCCGAAUUACCAGGUGAUUUAAAUCCAAAUAUUGAAGAACAAUAUAAUGUUACAUUUGAAGAAUGUUUUAUACCCACAUUAACUGCCCAACAAGGCACUAAAGUACCCGAUGAAUUUAUUGUGGAUAAAACUCAUCUUCUUUUACCCACUGAAACAGAUGCGAUUUCAUCUGAAAAUGAAACUUUUGCCGAUUGCAAUGAUGAACGCGAUCCUUUAGCCACCACCUUUGCCGAACAAGGACCAUUGGAUGCAACCACUGAUUUGGAAUCCUAUCAAAGUGCCGUCAAUAAUAGUUUAAAUACUAAUCUUAAUAAUACCAUGGAAAAUAUAGCCGAUAUAACCAUGGAAGCUGAGGGACAACCUUUACAAAAACUUAUACAAAAUCAAGCAUACGAAGAGAUAACACACCAAGAUAUACCACAACAAUUUGAAGCCAUGGAUACAGAUGAACCCAUGGAUGUUGAUAUGAAUGCUACUAUGGAAAUAAUACACAACACCUCAAAUAAUAUACAACAUGUGGAACGGGUUUUGCAACAUGCAGAAAAUAUUCUACAACAUAUCGAGGAGAAAAAACCUUUGGAAGAUUUUAAUAAAGAAAAUGUUGAAGGUUUGUUGGAAAAACAAACGGAAACUUCCAAAAUGACAUUUGUGGUUAAUACACCAGUGGAAAGUAAUGCUGCACAACAUUUAGAAAUGGAACAAUCGAAACAUGAAUUGUCUUUAAAUAAAAGUGUAGAAUUGCCUGUGAAUAAGACGGUCAGUUCUGAAUGUAUAAUUGAAACUGUUAACAAGGAAGUGAGUCAGGAGGAUAAUAAGGAAUUGCAGCCAAAGAAAACUGAGGAUACUGCAAGUAAUCUUAAUAUAACCAUGGAUGCCAUGAACACCAGCACUACUAGCAAUUCAUCGGCCAAAUCAGCUGCAUCUAAACAACUAAAGAAAACUGACACUUCGUUCGAACACAAUUUAACCAUUGAUAACAUGAACAUCAGCUCUACCAGCAAUUCUUCAGUUAAAGCAGCAGCUACAGCUCCCCAGGAGAAUAUCGACUCUUUAAAUAAUCACAAUUUAACCAUAGAUUGCAUGAACACCAGCACCACUAGCAAUUCUUCAACCAAAUCAACUGCUAAGGCUGAUAAUAAACCUGAAACUAAGUUAAAUUUAACUUUGGGCUUAAGUACUUCCCAGAAAAGUGAAAAAUCAGCACCCACCUCUCCUGCUUUUCCCAUUAAACCAGCACAAAAUACUGGUUUUCCCCGUUCACCCAAAGCUCAAAAAGAAAACCCCAAAGAGUCACCCUUUCUGGAAAAAUCUGAUUACUUUUCAAAUCUACAAACUCAAACAACCACAGAAAAAUCUCUUAAUGAUUUAAAUGGUACCUAUAUCGAGUCAUCGGUGGCAACUUCUGUGGCAAAUAAUUUGAAUGGCACAUUUGUGGAGCCUUACGCUGUGGAUACUGCAAUGCCAAAACCUCUGCAUCAAUUGGACACAAAUACUGAUGAAUUGAAACAUAAACGUCAAACUUUUUCCAUUGAAACACUCAGUGAGGAGAAGACGGCUGAAGAAAAACGUCGUACAUUUGCUGUUAGCACGACUGAGAGUACUGCAUCUUCCCAACUUAUGCAGUUUCCUUCUCUGGAUAAACCUGAUAAUCAACGUCGCACUUUUGCUGUUAAUGACACUGUCAUUAUGCCGCAAGAAUCUCUGUCAGUCAGUGAUAAAAAUGAAAUUAAUGCGAGACGUACAUUUAAUGUGCCUUCUACGGAAUUAUCCCCAGAACCGACAGAUCAAACUGCCAUGGAUACCAGUUUUGAACCCAUGGAAGUUGAUUAUAGUGUGUCACAAAAUACCACAAUAUCUAUGACAGUAGAUAAGGAGCAAAGAUCACAGUCACCUCCUUUACCGGCCAUGCAGCAAAGAUCACAGUCACCUCCUUUGCCCAGCAUGCAACAGAGGUCACAAUCUCCUCCUCUGCCAACUCAACAACAAAGAUCACAAUCACCUCCUUUGCCCACCAUGCAGCAAAGGUCACAAUCUCCUCCUCUGCCUACUCAACAGAGAUCACAAUCCCCUUCUUUGCCCACCAUGCAGCAAAGAUCACAAUCUCCUCCUCUGCCUACUCAACAACAGAGAACACAAUCUCCUUGUCUGCCUACUAUGCAGCAAAGAUCACAAUCUCCUCCUCUACCAACCAUGCAUCCAAGAUCCCAAUCUCCUCCUCUACCAACCAUGCAACCGAGAUCCCAAUCUCCUCCCCUACCAACUUUACAACAAAACAAAUCUAAAAUGCCAUCAACCUCACAACUACCCCCAUUACCCACUGAUCCACAAGUCAUGAACAUAAAAGAGGAACAAAUAUCACCACCACCUUUUGAAUCAACUACCACAUCCUUUACUUCACAACCACUCUCCACACUCAUACAAAAAAGACCCUCCAUACGGGAUGCACGAGCUCGUGUUGCUGAUAUACUCUCAGCUAAAGAACAAUCCAACAUUAAAGUUAAAGAUGAAAAAGAUAUUUUCGUAGAGAAAUUUACACCUUCGCCCAUAGAAGAUAUAUUCACUGCUGUCUCAGCCACCUCAACAACUUUAACAAAUUCUUCAGGAUUUUCUGAAUUUGAUCAAACAUCAUCGUUAUCUUCCACUUCUUUAAUGAAUCAAAAUGAACAACUAACCCGAUCACAACAGCAGCAACAGCAACAAUUUCAAGAUGAAUUCAGUGGAAAUAACAAUAAUCUUAUUUUGAAUCCAUCCGAUUUUGAUUAUCUUCUAACAAAAGGCAAUAAUACUACACCAGUGGAUCGUAGUUCAUUGUUAUUGAAAUUUGAUCCAUUGCUCGGUGUACCAGUGCCAGUUAAUCAGGGACAACAGCAACUACAACAAUUACAAAUACCAACUAAUACUAUUAAUCCUUGUUUAAGUCCAACACUUGAAGAAGACGAACAUAACGACAGUAAUCGUUCAUUUGUUAUAGACACUAAAGCAACAGGCGGAUUAGGCGGCUCAUUAGCAACAGGAGGUGGAAUAGCAGCUGCAGGUAUAAUAACCGGUACCAGUGCCAAAUUAUUGAAAGAAAGAUCACAAGAAGUUAAACAGCAAUUGCAGUUGGAACAACAGGUCCAACAAAAUAAACGCCAAUUAACACAAGGAGUAAACAAAAAGAAUGCCACUAUGAGUGUCGAUGUGAUUAAGGAUAUGAGUUUAGAUAACGAUUGUAAUAAAACUUUUGAAAAUUCCAAUUCCACACAAUCGGAUGAUAAACAGAUCAACUAUAAAAUGGAUGAACUUGAAAAGAAAAUCAAAAAUGAAGUUCUUAAAACAGAAGAUAUUGAAAAGAAACUUAAAGAUGCUGAACAAAGGGAGGAGGCUUUAAUCAAACGUAUCACAGAAAAAGACAAAACAAUAGCAAAAAUGACAGGUGUUAUUGAAGCCUAUGAAAAAGCCAUAGCUGAAUUAAUUGCCGAUAAAGAGCAAUUAACACAACACUAUGAAAAACAAUUGGCUGAAGUUAAGGCCGAUCGCGAUUCAAAUUAUCAUCAUUUAACAUCACUGGAAACAACAUUUUCCGAUUUGCAUGUAAAAUAUGAAAAGAGCAAAGAAAUGACCUGCCAAUUAAAAGAAAGCGAAGAAGCUUUACAAGCUGAAAAACGCAAGAAUUUAGAAAACCUACAUUUACAGGAACAACGAUAUGACAAAAUGAAAAAUCAUGCAAUGCAACAAUUGGAAAUCGCCAACAAAAAACUGGAAUCUCUAACACGAGAUCAUUCAAUAGAAAUAACAAAACUGAAAGCCUUACUUAAAAAAGAAGAAAUCGCCCGAUCAUCCAUACAUGAGCAAUUGGCUCAGAAGACUAAAGAAAACGCUGAACUCGUUAAGAUAUGUGAUGAACUCAUCUCGGGGCAAGGAAGUUAAAGAGAAGGAUCCAUUUUUGUUUGAUCCUGCUUUUCUUUAUGAAACCCAAUACAAAAUUGAAUGAUAUUUUUUCUUUUAUUUUUAUUUCUUAUUUUUUUUUUAAAUACUAAUUAUUUAUUUAAUGUUUUCUAAUUUGUAUUUUAGUUACCUAAAUAAGAAUGAUUAAAACAAAAGAAAUAAUGAAAGAAAAGAAAAACCUGCAAAAACACACACUCAAUAAAAAAGCGCACACACAAAAAAAGAAAAUCCUUAAAAAAAACAAACGAAAGAAAACAACCAAAAAAUUCCU